AUGGGCAAAGAAACACCUAGCCUCCAGCUAGCCCUCUCCAGGCCCGGCCAGCCCACCACCCUCCGGGCGACAUUCCCCAGCGGCGCCACCGUCACCGAGAACGGCGUCUCGCUGACGCCCGCCCAGGCCAAGGAGCCGCCGACCUGGUCCGUCCCCGGCACCCUCGCCAAGCCGGGCCAGAAGUACAUGGUCCUGGCGACCGACCUGGACGCGCCGUUCCCGUCCCUGCCCCUGCUGGGCCCCAUCCUGCACGGCCUGCAGCUGGACCUCACCGCCAGCAGCAGCAAGGGGCCGGACGACGGCGGGUGGACCGCGCUCGAGACGUCGGCCAAGCCCGUGGUCCCGUACAUCGGGCCCGGCCCGCCGCCCAUGUCGAGCGCGCACCGGUACGUGUUCAUGCUGUUUGAGCAGCCCGAGGGGCUGGACGCGGGCAAGGUCCGCGGGCUCCUCGGGCUCAAGGAGGAGAUCCCCGUGACGUCGAGGAUGUUUUGGAAGCAGGAGCAGGCGGAGGCCAAGAUGGGGCUUGGGAAGGCGGUUGCUGGGUGCUAUUUCUUGUCCAAGGCGUGA
Messenger RNA from Thyridium curvatum, 567 nucleotides. RefSeq lists its product as uncharacterized. NCBI's taxonomy places the organism in Eukaryota, Fungi, Ascomycota, Sordariomycetes, Thyridiales, Thyridiaceae. The transcript has a single exon. The coding region runs from base 1 to 567 and encodes 188 amino acids. Gene Ontology annotation, biological process: regulation of Ras protein signal transduction; regulation of proteolysis. Gene Ontology annotation, molecular function: phospholipid binding; peptidase inhibitor activity. The record is from RefSeq and is a predicted model, not a curated record.